Molecule: messenger RNA, 2197 nt
Organism: Branchiostoma floridae (Florida lancelet)
Lineage: Eukaryota; Metazoa; Chordata; Leptocardii; Amphioxiformes; Branchiostomatidae
Product: protein FRA10AC1-like
Exons: 12
Coding region: 55-1014 (319 amino acids)
Biological process (GO): dephosphorylation
Molecular function (GO): phosphatase activity
Source: RefSeq, a predicted model, not a curated record
UGUCAGUAAUUUUUAUCUUCUAACAACUUGAUAUGUUUACUCUAGCGUGGCAAAAUGGCGGAUCGACUUGAUUUGGGGAAUAUCCACCGUGCUGGAGGUUAUGGUUCCGAGUUUGAUGAGUAUGACAGUGAACAGGACAAUGAAGUGGAGACAGAAAAGAAAAGGUCUAUCAAACAUGAUGAGUUAUACAGGAAAUCUCAGCCCAGCACGUCCCGAGAGGUGCCGUCAAAGAGAACAGUUGCAGCAAUGUACGACAAGGAAGAGACCCAGAACAGGAUGUACCACUUCAGAGCUAUGGAUGCUUAUGCAAGACACAAGGAGCUGGUCAACAACUACCUUAUAUACUAUGGAGGGAAGAAGGAGGAUUUCAAACGGUCAACUGCAAGUGACAAGACAGACCUGGAUAUUAUCCGAGAGAACCACCGCUUUCUGUGGAAUGAUGAAGAAGAAGACAUGGACCUGUGGGAAAAGAGAAUGGCAAAGAAGUACUAUGACAAGCUCUACAAGGAGUACUGCAUUGCUGAUCUAAGUAGGUACAAGGAAAACAAGGUUGCACUCAGAUGGAGAAUAGAAAAAGAGGUCAUUGAAGGAAAAGGCCAGUUUUCCUGUGGAAACAAGAAGUGUUCAGAGACAGAGGGGCUGAAGAGCUGGGAAGUUAACUUCGGGUACAUGGAGCACGGGCAGAAGAAAAACGCACUCGUAAAGCUCAGGCUGUGUCCAGACUGUUCUUAUAAACUCAACUACCACCACAAGAGAAAAGAGGCAAAGUCUCGUAAGAAGAGAUCAGAAGAGACUGUGUCAAAGAGAAGAAAACAUGACCAGGAGGAUUCAGAUGGAAGAAAGGAGGACAAAGACAAGACGGACACACCUGAAACUGAGAAAGCAUCCAGUGCUACUACCCCAGACAGCCAAAAUCAGUCAGCGGAGGCAGUCUGGAAAGGACCUGUACAGGUUGUUGAAGAAAAAUCCAGGGAGGAAGAAUUCGAUGACUACUUUGAAGACAUGUUUUUAUGAGAGCAGAUUUGGAACCAUAGGUUUGGUUAUGUAGUUCGUUUUAGAACAACUCCAUAUAUUAAAUUAUGAAAUUGAUAAUGAUUUUAGUGCUCUUUAUAUUUCAUUAGUCAUUACAAGUAAGUCAAGAAAGUACAACAGACAUAGUACAACAGAAGAUUCCUGAUACAUUCGGACAAAGAUGCACUUUAAUACUGGUCUUAGACUUUCUAUACAGUUCAAAAUAACAGGCUGUGAUUUCCAUACCAGACAGUCUUGUACAUUUGCUAGAAGGCAAUUUGCGAUUAGCUAGAAUAAAAAUUAUGCUUACCUACGUCACAUAUGCUUACAUAUGUCACCUAUAUUCCACAACUUUAGGUACAUGUACCUUCCCUGUCUAGAUGAGGUUCUCUGAGGUCAUAUGAAAAUAACUUAGGAAUAGUUGAAGAACACAUCAAUGUCAAUGAGAAGAAAAUAUGCACCAGUGCUUUUCUGGAAGACAAAACACUGAGUGAAGAUCCCAAGGCCAUUUACCAAAGGUAGCUAGAACUAGUUUUACGUGCUUGAGACAGCACCAUUGUCAUGUCUUAGAUCAUGCUACUGUACACUGUUUUCUAAAGUGUCAAGAAGAUCCGAGGAAUGUUUGAAAAUGAAUUAUACCACAGAAACCCUGCCCUCUCUCCUGUUACAGAAGUGAAGUAUGUGGUUAAACAUUUAUAUCAUUCAUGCAUGAUCAGAAUUUUGGUUUUCGGUAUUGUCACAUAAUGGGAGCACAGGCAAAGGCUACCAAUGGUUUUACUUAAACCAUUUUACUGGGUAUGUGUAAUAUGUUAAAUUUAUAUGACUGUGUGGUUAUCUUAGGGUCACAUUCAUAGCAGAUGAAUUUCUUCAGACCUGUACACUAUUCUCAGUUGUCCACAAAAAUUAGCCACAACAAUGUGCCAAGUACAAAUAUACCAUCUUCAAGGGGCUCCAACUGCAUUGGUUAUGCUUUCAUGAAUGCAUUACAUGUGUAUAUCCAUUUUUGUGAGUAGUAAUUUUCCCACAAGAAACAAACAAAGACAGACAUAUAGUUCUUAUUCUUUAGGAACUAGUACAGUUAUACUGUCGCUAUAUACCUCAUUUUGGAGUACACUACCCCUCCCCACCACAUGUACUUCUGGUUACAGCCUUCUCAUAGUCUUGUUUUCUAUAAUACAUCAUAAUG